Messenger RNA from Dothidotthia symphoricarpi CBS 119687, 2166 nucleotides. RefSeq names its product MFS general substrate transporter. The coding region runs from base 268 to 1938 and encodes 556 amino acids. Gene Ontology annotation, biological process: basic amino acid transport; transmembrane transport. The transcript is spliced from 3 exons. Gene Ontology annotation, molecular function: basic amino acid transmembrane transporter activity. Lineage: Eukaryota; Fungi; Ascomycota; Dothideomycetes; Pleosporales; Dothidotthiaceae. Gene Ontology annotation, cellular component: fungal-type vacuole membrane. The record is from RefSeq and is a predicted model, not a curated record.
UUGUUGGCCGUCACACUCAGCUUCGUCACUCCAAGCUCCAGCUUGACGCGUGGUAUGACUUAUAGAGCAGCCCGUCGCGUGCCUCGGGCAGUCGCUCUCAAGCUCUUUCCGUAUUUGUCAUCCUUCACGGAAGGAACCUUGCACGGUCAUCGUCAUGAUCAUAAUGACAUUGGUAUCUCGGCGUUUGCACAAUGCAUCACUCUUUCUUCUCUACGCGUUUGAUCACUUCCUGAGCAGUUUUCUCACGUCCACACCGUCUUCCUCGCUAUGAGACACGAACGCAAUCCAGGGGACCUGGAGCCCCUUCUCCGUCGCUCAACAUCACCGAGUCUGUCCGGAAGCGAUGGAAAGGACGAAGAUGAAACUAUCUCGACCUCGCGUGGAGCAUUUAUCAUGGGAUCUAUUGGCUUGCUCAUAUUUCUACAAGCAACAAAUAUCUCCAUCCUCACCACCACACAAUCCUCCAUCGCUGCAGAUCUCGAUGCCUUCGAGAAGGUCAGCUGGUUGACUUCCUCCUACCUGAUCGCAAUGUCGUCUUUAGCUCCCUUAAUGGGCCGGCUGUCCCAGGUAUUCAGUCCGCGACUCUGCAUGUUCUUUUCCACCAUCGUAAUGAGUAUUGGGACCACCAUCACCGCGUCGGCCGUAUCUUUUGAUAUGUUCAUAGUGGGGAGAGUGUGUGCAGGAGUUGGAGGUGGUGGCAUAUUCAUCGUUGCUAGUAUCCUUGUCAUUCAAAUGACUUCUCCGAAACGACGCGGUCUUUAUAUUGGUCUAGUCAAUUCUGGAAUGACCGUGGGUGUUUCGUUGGGAGCUGUGAUAGCGGGUGCACUAGAGCCAAAGAUCGGAUGGAAACCUCUCUUUGGUGUUCAGGCGCCGCUGAGUCUGCUUGCAGGAUUUGGCCUCCUCUUUUCUAUCCCAGCCAACCACACCUCCAAAAACGACACGUAUAUGUAUCUUUCUGUCAAGGAAAAGCUCGCACGCAUCGACUACUCUGGAGCCUUGUUGCUGAUUGCCACUAUUGUUCUCUUCUUGCUCGGGUUAUCUGGCCCACAUGUUCUUCUAACGCCGCUCAUCCUGUCUGCCUUGGCUCUGCCAAUCUUCAUCCUGAACGAGAUAUACAUUGCUAAAGAUCCCAUCAUCCCCGUCUCCGUCCUACGCUCUCGUGGAACGCUGCUCACAUGUCUCGCAACGACCGGCUUCAUGAUGGCUCGCUGGUGCAUAUUGUUCUACACGCCUGUAUAUGCUCUCGCCGUCCGAGGCUGGCAACCCGCCGUGGCUGGAUCGAUACUCAUCCCGACCAACGCUGGCUUCGCUUCUGGUGGCCUACUUGCUGGUGUGUUCCAUAUCAAGAGGACUGGCAGUUUUUACAUGCAUAGCGUCAUCUCCAUGGGGCUCUUCCCGCUCACUAUGCUUGUUCUGUCAUUCAUAUCCACACCCACUAGCACGUGGAGUUUGUAUGUCUCGAUCGUCUUCCUUAAUGGGCUCGUCACCGGCGCAUCUCUGAACUACGCUUUGGUCCAUCUCUUACAUCUAACACUCCCGGGUGUGCAUCCUAUCGUUCUAUCUCUACUGGCUACCUUCCGUGGGUUUGCUGGCAGCUUCGGAUCGGCGAUCGGCGGAGGUCUCUUUGGGCGCGUUCUACACAAGUCUCUCAAAAGUGGUUUUGCUGACGCGGGACUCGAGCAACGCGGCGAUUUGAUCAGAAGGCUCUUGGGCAGUCCGGCGCUGGUGGGAAGGUUGGAGGGCAUGGAGAGGUCCGUCGCUGUCGGCGCGUACCAAGACGCGUUGAAAGCACUAUUUCUCAGUGCCGUCGGAUUGUCCGCAGUGGUUGUAGUCGUGCAGGCGUGCACAGGUUGGAAAGAGCCGGCAAAGAACGAGUUGUUGGCAGAAGAAGAUGAUGAGGAAAUUGACGGUGAAGAGGGACUGUUUGCUGCAUCCUGAGGGUCUGAUAGAAGAGUGGUAAGUACGUCGUCUUUAGAAGAGUUAAUGGUAAUGUAGAAUGGGGCUGUUCGCCUGUAAGAUGGGUUGACGUCGUCGCGAGAUCUCGGAUGCUCCGUCGCCGUUGUCAGUCAAUGACAGUACUUGUCCGAUCACUUCUGCAGCGUCUAUCUGUCCCAUCGCUGAAAUGUUCGUAUGAGCUACGCAUACAAGUAACGUCUCAGAAGCCCC